AUGUCUUUGCUCGAAGUCAUCACCAAGGCUUCGGCCAAUCCCAAUCAACUCACCCUCGAAUCGAACUACCACGUCAUCCUGAACCCAGAUCCCAUUUUUCUCAACUUGAAGCCCAAAAACGAUGAAUCAAACGACACAUCACUCGUCAAACGCGUCGAGGGUUGGAAAAUUUGGCAAACCGAUUCUGAUAUCAUCGAUUUAGGGCAAAUAUUUUUCAAAAAAUUGAAGCGAAAUCUCAAAAACCCUAGCUCAUUCGGUAAGGAUGAUUUUAUUGGGAUCUUGAAUUCAUAUUUGGAGAAGAACAGCGAGAAAGUUGGAAUUUUUGUUGGGGUUGAUUCUUCUGAAGAGGGUUAUACCCGUAAAUUGAUCAAAAAGGUGGGGUUUUUGAUGAGUCGUCAAGUUAAGGGUCUGGUUUUGGAGGCUUGUACUGUAUUGGAGCUUUGGGAGUUGUUGGAAACCCUAAUAGUUUGUGGACUAGUUGAACGUUUGUGUUCUUCAAAUUUAGUUCAUAAUUUGAUCGAACAGAGGAGGUCGGAUUUGAUUUGUUUAUGUGUUAAGCAUCUUUCAGACCUUCAAACAUCGGAUGUAGUUUCAAUUUUGAAGUACUUUCUUUCACCGAGUAAAGGUGCAUAUAGUAGUAUGCUAAGUGUGAGGAAGGAAUGGGAGAGCCAAGCUUUAUUGGCUAUGGAAAAGGCGAUGGAUAAGAAACUUAGUGGGAAGAAACUGAACCUGGCAAAAGAGGCCUCGGUUCUGCUCAUGUUAGCGCACGAUGAGUUUUCAAAUCCUGAAUUGUGCUUGCAUUAUCUGCUCGCAUCUUCAAACCUUGAUGAGGUGAUUUUGUCUUCCUGUAUUAGCAAGUUGAAUGGUUCGGAGAUGAUGGGAUUGAUUCAGUACUUGGGAAAGUGGUUGAAGAAGUAUGAGAGAUUUCCUCAAGUGUGUCCGUGUCCUAAAGCGUCAUCUAUGUUGGGGUUGAAAGCUUGUGAAUGGGUCCCUACACUCGAAGACAUUGUGAAAUGUCUCGGGCUAGUGGUGGACGAGCAUUUCUCUUCGUUGGUGUUGCAUCCCGAGUUCCAUGAAGAGUUGAGGUCUAUAGAUGGACUUGUUAAUUCUUUAGCUCUGGAAGCUAGACUCUGUUGUUCCAUGGCAAAUCUAAUUGAAACUUUGAGAACUGAAGUUAGAGUUGUUUAUCAGAAUCCUGCUGCCACAAGUUCUGUUCUUGCUUAUCUUCACCUGAAGCCAUCUGGGUGA
Messenger RNA from Camellia sinensis, 1248 nucleotides. The record is from RefSeq and is a predicted model, not a curated record. Lineage: Eukaryota; Viridiplantae; Streptophyta; Magnoliopsida; Ericales; Theaceae.